UUUUUUUAAUUUCUUAAAAUUUACUUGAUUAAAAUUUGGUUUGCUUGUUUUAAUUAUUAGUUAAUUUUCUGAAAAUGUUGACUCUAUUGCCUAAAGCAUCAGCAUCUUUGAUUGCCACAAAUGCAAAAAAUGUUUCGAUAAAAAAUGAAAAAGCAGACCUCGUUGCUAGAAAGAUCAUUGAAGAACUGAAAAAUGGCAACUUGAGUUUAAACGUUUUUUCUUUAUCCAAAUAUCAUCCAAUUAAAAAUUAUUCUAAUGCUAUUGAUUGGAUUUUCAUCUCAGAUGCAUUGAAUUUUUGUUUUUGGAAUGAUAAAAGUAGCCCUAAAUGGAAAGUUAAUGGAGAAAGCGGAUAUUAUGCGUUGUGUGCAGCAUUGAAAAGAGCAAUUGAGGAUGGCAUAGACAUUACAAAUGCAUCUUUUCUAUCCAAAAUAACUCUCAAUGAAGUGAAAAAUAUUUUUCGGGGAGAUGAAGGAAGUGGCUUGUGCCCACUUUUAGAAGAAAGACUAAAAUGUUUAAACGAAGUUGGAAGCGUACUCGCAGAAAAAUUUAAUGGUACAUUUUUGACUUGCAUUGAGACAUGUGAAAAGUCUGCUAUGAAAUUACUCGAUAUCAUAGUCUCAAAUUUCAAAUGUUUCCAAGAUGUUGCUGUUUUUUGUGAUAAUGAUAAAUGUCAGAAAGUUUCUUUUUACAAAAGGGCUCAGAUAUUAGUAGCGGAUUUAUGGACAUAUUUUGGUGGCCAAGGCCUCGGAGAAUUUUACGAUAUUAAUAAGAUUUCCAUGUUUGCGGAUUAUAGGGUACCUCAAGUUUUAUUACAUUUCGACAUGCUCGAAUACAGUAAGGAAUUAUAUGAAAAAUUGAGUUCUGAUGACCUCUUAACACCAGGCUGCUCUGAAGAGAUUGAAAUUCGAGGUUGUUCAAUUCACGCAGUGGAAAUUAUAGUUUCUAAAUGCAUCGAAUUGAUAAAUGCUGACGAAAAUUUAGCAAAGGAAAAUCAUAUUAUUAACUCCAUAAUAGUGGACUUUUUCUUAUGGACUUAUAGAAGAGAACACACAGCAGAGCUGGAGCAUUUGCCAUUCCACAAAGUUCGGACAAUAUUCUACUAAUUCAAUUCAUUGAACACUGUGAUUCAUUAUUUUUUUAAUAAAUUUUUAAAUCAUUAACUAUGAAUUUGU
Trichogramma pretiosum is the source of this 1172-nucleotide messenger RNA. RefSeq names its product queuosine salvage protein. The record is from RefSeq and is a predicted model, not a curated record. Bases 75 to 1103 code for a protein of 342 amino acids. The transcript is spliced from 6 exons. Lineage: Eukaryota; Metazoa; Arthropoda; Insecta; Hymenoptera; Trichogrammatidae.